AUGCCAUCAAUAUGUCUUGAAUGUUCAAAUGACAGUGAGUGUAUCUCAUGGGAAUUGAUUACUAGACAUUUAGAUUCAGAUCUAAAGAAAUGUUUGUGUAAUCAUGAAUUUUAUGAAACAAAUUAAAAAAAUUGUUAAAGUAUAAUUUUUUGAUUAUUUUAGAAUACCAUUUCUCAUGUGAGACCUGUGAAAAUAUGAAUACUUGUUUAAAUUACUUAAAAGACUAUAAUCGAAUAUCAACAAAUAAUAAGUGCUUAUGUUUAGAUGGUUAUUAUGAUGUUGGAAUUAAAUUAUGUUAGAAAUACGAUACUAUUUGUAAAACUUGUUAGUUU
This is a messenger RNA of Paramecium sonneborni, 332 nucleotides long. The record is from the annotation of a GenBank genome assembly. Lineage: Eukaryota; Ciliophora; Oligohymenophorea; Peniculida; Parameciidae.